Rotaria sp. Silwood2 is the source of this 606-nucleotide messenger RNA. The record is from the annotation of a GenBank genome assembly. Lineage: Eukaryota; Metazoa; Rotifera; Eurotatoria; Philodinida; Philodinidae.
AUGUCUUGUCCCGGUCGUUUCAAAAUGGUUUUAUUAGGCGAAUCAGAUGUUGGAAAAUCUUCUUUAGCACUUCAAUUUGCAAAAGGACGAUUUCUAGAAAAUCCUUACAGUACUAUUGGUGCUGCUUUUCUUACAAAUACAAUUAAAAUUGAUCAAGAUACAACACUUCAUGUUGAAUUAUGGGAUACAGCUGGUCAAGAACGAUAUCAUUCUCUUGCACCAAUGUAUUAUCGUGGUGCUCAAGCAGCUCUUGUUGUCUAUGAUAUAACAAAUUUUGGUUCUUUUCUUCAAGCAAAAAAGUGGGUAAGAGAAUUAUAUCAAGACAAUCGAAAUGAAAUGAUUAUUGGCUUAGCAGGAAAUAAAACUGAUUUAAUAGCAGAAAAUAAACGUCAAGUUGAGACAUGUGAAGCAGCUGAAUAUGCUGAUGAAAAUGGACUUAUAUUUAUGGAAACAUCAGCUAAACGGGGUGAUAAUGUCGCAGAAAUAUUUAUGAAUGUUGCUAGACAAGUUGCUGUAAAACAAUCAGAUAAUAAAUUAAUUAAAUCAUCUAAACCAUUGCUACUAAAACCAAAUAAAUCGUGUUGCAAUGGCAAUAGUGAUCUAUAA